ACUCAGCGCGCUUUUUACGCACACUGGAUAUUUGACUCCUCGGUCCUCGACACUAUGUCAAACGUCAGAAACCCACAUUAUUCUAUAGGAAGAGGCUGCGUGUCAUUCAUUUUGAGCUCUUGAGAGGGCCAGUCUGCUUCUCGUCGGGAAGACGAAAUGACCACCUCGUUAACGGUUGCAUUGGGGUUUGCUUAGACUUGCUGUAGCCUACACUUCUUAUUCUAGAUACUGUAGAUCUGUCAAAGAGGGAUUUAUAACUUCGGGAUUUACUUGAAACCCCUCGGUAUUUGCAGAUGUCUCUAUCAGGGAUGAAUCAAAAGGAGAUGAUGGCUUUAUCGUUCCUCUACGCGCUGUGCAUGUGGAUAACUUUAGUCUGUCCUUCGGUGGGAACUGGGUUUGUUUAUCACUUUCCAGGCAUCGCUGUGCAGCGGCAGCGCAUCAAAUCGGAACAGAGCGGCAGCACCGGACCACCUGGUACCGGCUCCCGUACCCAACUCAGGAACUGGUGUCAGUACACUGUUUCCAAAACAGUGUCCUGUCAAGUGCACAAUGGGACAGAAACCACGGUGCAGAGAGUGUUUCAGGGCUGCCGAUGGCCCGGACCUUGUUCCAAAGUCAUCAGCUACAGGACCCUCAUCAGGCCGUCCUUCAAGCUUACAUACAAGCAAGUCACAGCUCUGGAGUGGAGAUGUUGCCCAGGGUUUGUGGGAGAAGAGUGUCGGGAAGAGUGUAUGAACUGCACCAGCUUCACUGGCAUGAACAGCAGAAUAAAUGCAAUUGAAUCAAAGAUCAGGCUGUUAGAAGAGGGACGUGCCUCACUGCCGACAGUCAGCAGUUUACCAGAGGGCUCAACGGACAACGAGGUGGACACACCUCAGCCCACUCCUAUUGGACCGCCGUCAUACCUGCCGCCAGGAGUACCAGGAGCUGUUGGGCCUCCAGGGCCUGCUGGAUCUCCAGGGCUUCCAGGUUCUGCUGGACCACCAGGUCCGGCUGGAAGACCAGGCCUUCCUGGGCCCAUCGGAUCAAAGGGGGACAGAGGUUUACCUGGAGAAUUAGGUCUACCCGGCCCUCCUGGUCCCCCGGGUCCUCCAGGGUCGGGCUUCUUCCCGGUCCGAGCACGGGGUGAUGCCUUUCAAGUUGACAAACAAGAGGAGACAAAUCUCGCUGCUCCUCAGAUUGUAGUCGGGCCUCCUGGUCCAACCGGUCCUUCUGGCCCCUCAGGCCCUGCAGGGCCGAGAGGACCUGAAGGGAUUCCUGGCCUGCCGGGACAAGACGGCAAGGAAGGCCUCCAAGGCAAGCCUGGGGAUCCUGGGCCUAAAGGAGAUCCAGGGGAAAGGGGGUUUCCAGGUGCAACAGGCGAGCAGGGCCUACCUGGAGCACCAGGGCCAAAAGGAGAGCCAGGAGAAGGCUUGAAUGAGGGAGAGGCCGUGCAGCAGCUCAGAGAGGCCCUGAAGAUCCUGGCUGAGAGGGUCCUGAUCCUGGAGCACAUGAUCGGCAUUCAUGACAACUCUGAAGGAUCUGGUUUUGGCAGCAUUUUGGACCCGCUGUCUUUCUCCGCUGUAAAGACCAAACGCCUCCAGCCUGUUCAAACCCCUCCUCAAACUCCAGCACUGAAGGAGAGACAAAGACAAGCUCCGCUUUAAGUGUAUAGUCUAAUCUUGUAUUUUGUGUUCAUAUUUGUGAUGGGUGUUGCGCUUUUUGUUCAUAUAAUUUCUCCUCAUGCCUUUAUUUUUUUUUUCUAAUUGUCUUUUUUUAUCAUAAAUGAGUACUGUUGUAAAAAAUGAAGCUCUUUGCAGACAUGAGAUGUUGAGCAUUUCAUCCACAUGAAAGGCUUUUUUGAGCCUUUUUCACCCUGUUGCUGCAUAAUCUUGGUCUACAUAACCUUAGCAGCAGCAUUUACACAGUGUUGUACAAUGAAAUAUAAUCUCAUAAAGUGUUAUGAGGGUUUUGGCGUCUUUCUUCUCUCAGAUAAAAGACUGCCUAGUAAACACAUCAGUUUCCUUGGCUGAUGUUGCAAAGCUCAGAGUUCCUGAGAGCUGGACCUAAAAUGUACUAUUUAGUGUCUAACAGAUUCUUGGAACGACCUCGAGGUUCAUCUUGUGUUAGCCUGUCAAACAUAUUUCUUCCUCUCUCUUUCUGUCUUUCUCGCUGUGCUCUGCCUUGUUAAAGCUGAGGUAAGACAUGACAAGCUGCCAAGAAUAUCUGCUUAAAAUAAAGUUAGAUGAAAUGAAUCGCAUCUGGAGAACACCCAUCUGGAAAGCAAAAGGAAGAGAUGCUGAAACAGUUGAGUUUUGGCCUGGAAACCGCAAACCCUGCACGGCUCCAGUACACCUUCUCGCGACUGGCUGACGGAGCACUAAACCUGGCAGGAUUACAUUGACUUACACCAUAAACUGCCUCUGAGAUUUGCUUUAAAACUGAUAUGAUUAUUGUACAAUAAGUCUCAGAGAAACCAAGCCUGUUGGUCUCAGAGUAAAGCUCUGGCUACGGCUGGUGCAAUCUUUGUUUACUCGAUUACAAGGGUCAUCUGUUAAAGGAAUUGUUCAGCAUUUAUACACUUAUUCACUCUCUUGUCAAGAGUUAGAUGGGCAGAUUGAUAAUACUCUUUUCUGUUAAUAUGAAGCUACAGCUGGAAGCUUGUCACGUUAGCUUAGCAUAAAGACUGAAAACAGGGGGAAACAGUUAGCCUAGCUCUGUAACAAAAUCCUCCUACAAACACCACCAUCCUCAUGGUGACAACAAUGCUCUGUUCAGGCAAGGUCAUUCAAAAUAAUGAGCAGCCGAUUGGGAAAACCGUUCAUGUUAGCCUCUGAGUCACUGUAGCUCAGAGUUGGAGAUUUUAGGAAUUUCUGAAAGUGAUGAUGAAGAUGAUGAUGACGAUGAUGAUGAUACAUCUAAAUAAAAUCCAAUUUUAACACCAGUAAAACUAAAUCAUCUCAUUUAAAAGCUGCUAUACGUUAUUGUUGUAUAUAGUUUCUCGUCAAGUUGCUGCAACUGUGUAACAUGACAAAAGUAGCUAAUUUAGGAUACUUAUCCAGUGCGACAACAAAGUCAGAUAAUUACCCUUACUCUUGUCUGUUCUGCCGACAUUGCUUGAAUGCCGACAAAUUAAACAAACAACCUAUAGCAAGUUACUUUCGGACAGAGCCAGUCUAGCUCUUCCCCCUGUUUCCUGUAAUUGUGCUAAGCUAAGUUGACUGACUGACUGUAUGUAGCUUCAUAUUGAACAUAUGGUCAUAUAAGUGGUGUUGAUAUUCUCAUGUGUCUCUUGGAAAGAAAGCAAAUAAUUCUGUUGUAAUUCUGUUCUCCAGUCUCUGAUUGGUUAUCUUAUGUUAUAGACAGCAGUCUACUGAUGUAGGCCUGCCUUUUAAAUACAACUGUUUUGUUGUGUCUUGUGCAUGUUUCAUUAUCUUUUAUACUUAACAGCGUUCCGGUGUGCUGUGUUGUUCAGUUUGCAAAACAAUGUACUCAGCAGAUAUUUAUCUGUGUUGACUGUUCAAGUAAGAUUAAAGUCACAACA
Messenger RNA from Seriola dumerili (greater amberjack), 3523 nucleotides. RefSeq names its product collagen alpha-1(XXVI) chain-like (gene col26a1). Gene Ontology annotation, molecular function: protein binding. Bases 294 to 1646 code for a protein of 450 amino acids. The record is from RefSeq and is a predicted model, not a curated record. The transcript has 14 exons. NCBI's taxonomy places the organism in Eukaryota, Metazoa, Chordata, Actinopteri, Carangiformes, Carangidae.